Molecule: messenger RNA, 893 nt
Organism: Dicentrarchus labrax (European seabass)
Lineage: Eukaryota; Metazoa; Chordata; Actinopteri; Moronidae
Product: histone H4
Exons: 1
Coding region: 47-358 (103 amino acids)
Biological process (GO): nucleosome assembly
Cellular component (GO): nucleosome
Molecular function (GO): structural constituent of chromatin; protein heterodimerization activity; DNA binding
Source: RefSeq, a predicted model, not a curated record
CAGCGGAGAGAGAGAAAUAUUCAUAUCAAACACUUGAUACGUUAAAAUGAGCGGAAGAGGAAAGGGAGGUAAAGGACUCGGUAAAGGAGGCGCUAAGCGGCACCGUAAAGUCCUACGUGAUAACAUCCAGGGAAUCACCAAGCCCGCUAUCCGCCGUCUGGCUCGCCGCGGUGGAGUGAAGCGUAUCUCCGGUCUGAUCUACGAGGAGACCCGCGGUGUGUUGAAGGUCUUCCUGGAGAAUGUGAUCCGUGAUGCCGUCACCUACACCGAGCACGCCAAGAGAAAGACCGUGACCGCCAUGGAUGUGGUUUAUGCUCUGAAGAGGCAGGGACGCACUCUGUACGGCUUCGGAGGUUAAACCUGUUAUUGAUCCACUGAACCAAAGGUCCUUUUAAGGGCCGCACACACUCUCUCAAAGAGACACAGUCCUGGUUGGGUUCACCAAUAAUGUUUAAUAUCAUACACCAGAAUAAUGAUUUGAGGACUGAAUUAAAGGUGUCUAGAGUUUUAAUGUGAAGAAUAUGGCUCGAUGAUAUUAAAAGGCUCCUAAUUAAAAUUAUCCACACAAUCAACCCUGGAGACCUGAACAAAGACAGCACAACAUCAACAGUAUAAAUAAACACAAAGGAAACCAACACAUGUAAAUUAAAGGAGCAUUGUCUGAGAUCUCCUGGAGGAUAAUGAGUAUCUUUACACUUUGUGUUAACAUGUCUGAUUAGAGAACUGUAAAUGACCACAAAGACUCUGACCUAAACAACCUUCUGAUGGACACAGAAAGAUCUACUACUGAGGUCCUGUAAAUACAUGUGAAACAGACUGUUUAAUUCACUUUAUGCAAAUAACGUGCUAGUAACCACAAUAUGCACAGACACCCUUAAAGAAUCAAGGUUUAU